AUGGAAACAGCGGCGGCGAACAUUUCUUGUCCUCCGACUCCUCUCUGGAACGUCGAAAGACCCUUCCUCACCGGCCGGUUCCACCAGGAAGCCAAACGUACUUCGCCCCUCGCCGAUGACUCGAAGGGUUUUUCUUUGGAUCCCUUCUGCCCUGGAUUGAACAAAGCCAUUGGUUGUUAUGAUGCUGCCCUUCAGGAGCUCAUUGUCAUUGAUGAUCUGAUGUCUGCAUUGGUUGGGCUUGAAGGCCGGUAUAUCUAUAUCAAAAGAAUUCGUGGAAAGGAGGAUGAGAUUGCUUUCGAGGUUGAUGCAUCGAUGGAUUUGGUACUCCAGGAAUUUACGCAUAGGUUGGUCCCUCUGUGUAAGAGCUACCUGCUGAUUGACCAGUUUGUUGAGUCGAGGUCACUAUUCAAGAAUGGCUUGGUUAAUCAUGCCUUUGCUGCUGGACUUAGGGCUCUUCUUCUCGACUACAAGGCCAUGGUAGCACAGCUGGAGCAUCAGUUUCGGCUAGGAAGGCUUUCCAUUCAAGGACUAUGGUUUUAUUGUCAGCCUGUAAUGCCUUCCAUGCAAGCAUUGACCAUUGUGGUUCAGAAGGCAUCAGCUAAUAAUUUCUUAGGUUCAUCAGUCUUGAACCUCUUGCAGAGCCAGGCAAAAGCAAUGGCUGGUGAUAAUGCCGUGAGGUCACUACUAGAAAAGAUGACAGAAUGUGCAAGUAAUGCAUAUCUUGGGAUAUUAGAGAGGUGGGUGUAUGAAGGAGUAAUUGAAGAUCCUUAUGGCGAAUUUUUUAUUGCUGAAAACAAAUCUCUUCAUAAGGAGAGCCUCACUGAGGAUUAUGAUGCUAAGUAUUGGCGGCAACGAUACAGCCUUAAGGAAGGGAUUCCCAGCUUCCUUGAAAAUAUAUCGGGGAUAAUUCUGACAACGGGAAAAUACUUAAAUGUCAUGAGAGAAUGCGGACAUAAUGUUCAGGUUCCUGCCUCGGAGAAUUCUAAGCUAACAAGCUUUGGCUCAGACCAUCACUAUCUCGAGUGUAUCAAAGCUGCUUAUGAGUUUGCAGGCAAUGAGCUCUUAAAUCUCAUUAAAGAAAAGUAUGAUCUAAUGGGGAAGCUGCGGUCAAUUAAGCACUACCUCCUUCUUGAUCAGGGUGAUUUCUUGGUUCAUUUCAUGGACAUAGCACGAGAGGAACUCAUGAAAAAGCUUGAUGAUAUUUCAGUGGAGAAGCUACAGUCUCUGCUAGACCUUGCUUUGCGUACUACAGCUGCGGCAGCAGACCCUUGCCACGAGGACUUGACAUGUUGUGUUGAAAGAUCUACUCUGCGCAAAGGAUUUGGUAGUCUGAACGAUCUUGAAGUUACUGUUUCGGGCACUGAUGAUGAUUUAGAAGAACCAACAACCAUUACCGGUCUAGAGACAUUCUCUUUAAGUUAUAAGGUUCAAUGGCCGUUGUCGAUUGUUAUCUCAAAAAGAGCCCUAACGAAGUACCAGUUGAUUUUCCGGUUUCUUUUUCAUUGUAAACAUGUAGACCGGCAGCUUUCUGGGGCUUGGCAAUUGCAUCAAGGAGUUCGUGUCCUCAAGAUACAGGGAACAGCAAUCUCCAGAUCAUCCCUUCUGUGCCGUAGUAUGCUGAAAUUCAUCCAUAGUCUUCUACACUAUCUAACUUUCGAGGUACUGGAACCUAACUGGCAUGUGAUGUAUAAUAGACUUCAGGCCGCAAGGAGCAUAGACGAAGUUAUCCAACAUCAUGAUCUUUUUCUGGGCAAGUGUUUAACAGAGUGUUUGCUCUUGUCACCUGUACUGCUCAAGAAGGUCGACAGGCUGAAAUCAUUGUGCUUACAGUAUGCUGCUGCAACUCAGUGGCUGAUAUCAUCAUCCAUUGACAUAGCUGAUGAGGGUUCCCGUGCUUUAGAAAAGCGCAAGGGACGAGGGAAAUUAAGAGGCCCUUCGAUAGCGCUACGAGCCCCGAAGCAGAACUCCGCUGUUAUGGAUUCUAUACUGAAAUUCGAGCGGGAUUUCAAUUCUGAACUUCAGAGUCUAGGACCGGUCUUGAGCAGGAAUUCCCAAGCAGAGCCACAUUUGACUCAUCUUGCACAAUGGAUCCUUGGUGCCGGUGGAAACGACCAUUAA
Molecule: messenger RNA, 2118 nt
Organism: Linum trigynum
Lineage: Eukaryota; Viridiplantae; Streptophyta; Magnoliopsida; Malpighiales; Linaceae
Source: the annotation of a GenBank genome assembly